Molecule: messenger RNA, 1115 nt
Organism: Suncus etruscus (white-toothed pygmy shrew)
Lineage: Eukaryota; Metazoa; Chordata; Mammalia; Eulipotyphla; Soricidae
Product: leucine-rich alpha-2-glycoprotein-like
Cellular component (GO): extracellular matrix
Molecular function (GO): protein binding
Source: RefSeq, a predicted model, not a curated record
AUGGUGUCGCCCACCCCUUGUGACAUCCUGACCGCGGCUGACCAUGCAUGCCAGUGGCCACGGAGUCCCGGACUCUCUGACGUCCCUCAGCCCCCCAUCAAUAAAACUGUUUACAACCACCUGCACCCCAGCUCUGUUUCUGUUCUCCCUAGGGCCCCGGUGCCCUACCUGGCCAGAUCCUUGUUCUCUCUGCUGCUUAUCAUGGCUUUCAGCCCACACCCCAGCUUCGCCUGCUUCAUGACCCUCCUGAAAAAUGGCACGUCCGUCGCCAGCUUUCCCCUGGGGCAGGUGCCCAGGACUCUCCCUGCCAACACCAUCUAUGUGGCAGUGGAAGUUUUCAACCUCACCAACCUAUUCGACGGAUUCCUACAAAGCGCCCCAAACUUGCGCCAGCUGCAUCUUUCCAACAACCAGCUGCAGAACUUCUCGACCAAUCUCCUGCGGCCGGUGCCUCGGCUCCAAGUGCUCGAUCUCACCCGCAACGCCAUCACCGAGCUGCCCCCCGGGUUGUUUGAGUUCUCCGCGGCCCUUUACACGUUGGUGGUCAAGGAGAACCGGCUGCAGCAGCUGGAGGCCUCGUCGCUGCGGGGCCUGUGCGCCCUGGAACAUCUGGACCUGUCGGGGAACCAGCUUUCCGCGCUGCCUUCGGGGCUGUUGGCCAACCUCACGCGGCUCCGCAUCCUCGACGUGUCUGCCAACCGGCUGGAGGCUCUGCCCCCCGAUCUCCUGCGGGGUCCCCAGCAGCUGGAGCGCUUGCAUCUGGAGGGCAACCGGCUGCGCGUGCUCGGGAAGAUGGUCCUGGCCCCGCAGCCCCACCUGUGCUACCUGUUCCUGGGCUAUAAUCAGCUGCAGGAGGUGGAGGCCGGCGCCUUCCAGCACCUUCUCCAGCUGGACAUGCUGGACCUCGCCAACAACUCCCUGAGCUGCGUCCCCGAGGGUCUCCUGGGCUCCCUAGGGCAACCCUGGGUGUGUGGCCCUGACCUCGAUGACCUCUACCGUUGGCUGCUGGCCAACGAGGAGAAGAUGUUCUUGAGGGAGGAAACCCUCUGUGCAGAGCCUGCCCACCUCCGGGGCCAGAAGCUUCUAGACCUGGCCCGGACACUCUGAGCUGUUUG